This is a messenger RNA of Bubalus bubalis (water buffalo), 10714 nucleotides long. It is a transcript of the gene PSMB7, whose product is annotated as proteasome 20S subunit beta 7. Lineage: Eukaryota; Metazoa; Chordata; Mammalia; Artiodactyla; Bovidae. The record is from RefSeq and is a predicted model, not a curated record. The transcript is spliced from 7 exons. Gene Ontology annotation, molecular function: threonine-type endopeptidase activity. Gene Ontology annotation, cellular component: proteasome core complex. The coding region runs from base 98 to 772 and encodes 224 amino acids.
GCUCCGCCCGUUCAGCCCUAGCUCGCCGGUGGCGCCGGAAGUGAUUUGUUCCUUUUGUUGGCUCCCGCCCCCGGCCUGGAAGUACUUUUUCGGGAAGAUGGCGGCUGUGUCAGUGUAUGAGCCACCAGUUGGAGGUUUCUCUUUCGAUAACUGCCGAAGAAAUGCCGUCUUGGAAGCCGAUUUUGCAAAGAAAGGGUACAAGCUUCCAAAGGCCCGGAAAACUGGGACGACCAUCGCAGGUGUGGUCUAUAAGGAUGGCAUAGUUCUUGGAGCAGAUACAAGGGCAACUGAAGGGAUGGUUGUUGCAGACAAGAACUGUUCAAAAAUACACUUCAUAUCUCCUAACAUUUAUUGUUGUGGUGCUGGGACAGCAGCGGACACAGACAUGACAACCCAGCUUAUUUCUUCCAACUUGGAGCUCCACUCCCUUUCCACUGGCCGCCUUCCCAGAGUUGUGACGGCCAACCGGAUGCUGAAGCAGAUGCUUUUCAGGUAUCAAGGUUACAUUGGUGCAGCCCUUGUUUUGGGGGGAGUAGAUGUUACUGGACCUCACCUCUACAGCAUCUAUCCUCAUGGAUCAACUGAUAAGUUGCCUUAUGUCACCAUGGGUUCGGGCUCCUUGGCAGCGAUGGCCGUGUUUGAAGAUAAAUUCAGGCCAGACAUGGAGGAGAGGAAGCUAUUCCAGGAGAAGGCCAUCACCAUGUACAGAGGUGUGUGGACUCCUGCUCUGACUUGCUCUCGGUGGUGUAACCCUGGAAGUUCAGGCAGCUGAACAUGUUUGGAAAUAGGAAAACAAAACUCCAGACAGUGUCUCAAGUUGUCUGAGCGGUCAUUUCCCGAGUCAGUGUGGCCUUUUAAUUAGCAUCCGUUUUUCAGUGUGGGAGAGGGCCGAGCUUAAGCAGCCCUGUCCCUGCGUGUGAAUAUUUAGUUUAGAAAGCUGCCACGUUCCAUUAGGGGUGGCUGUUUUGGCAGUGGGUGCAGGAGCUGUGUAGACUUCUCAAAUGUCCUUUGAGAUUUACGUUGCAGUGUAAUUGGGAGAUGCUGGUACUUAGUGUGUUGUGCAUGGCAGAAUGUGAGAUUACCUGCUGUAAUGAGACCCCAGCAGCAUACCUCAGGAAGGUAGUUAAAGUUUUAACCUUAGCAGAUAAUGUUACUUGUGGGUUUCUGUGAGGUAAUUUAUACCACUCUCCCCUAACCCUGAAAUUGUGCAGAAACAAAAAAUUUUUUAAAUACGAAAUUGUGCUAAAUAGAUAUUUUAAAAUUCCACCUAGUAGUCCAGGUUUUGAAAAUGUUUGCGAUGAACAUUGUGUCUGUAGAUCACACUCACAGUUGUUGUCAGCCUGUCAUAAGUGUUGGAAUGUGGUUUUUUUCUAAAUAUCAGAACUGUGGUGAUACUGGAAUGCUGAAAAGACUUAAGGACUCAUUAACUUUGAUUCCUUGACAAAUAGGUUGGUGUCUCUUAAUGAAGAUAAAUUAGAUUGACAGGAGUAAGAAUAGGGCAUGAUGGAAAGUGUAUGCGUGAACUUUGAAUAGUUCUAGGUUUAAGAUUGGUUUUUGCCUCUUCUGUAACCCCUGUGGCCCCAGUUUGUAAAAGAUAAAACUCAUUUGUAAAAUGGGCUUAAGUCAGCACCGGAAGGGAUUAUUAGGAGGAUCGUAUUUGUAAAUUACAGUCAGGCUUAACAAAAGUUUGCUCUCUCAUCCUCUGGCUACUUCAUGUCCCAGAAUGUUAAAAGAAAAUUAAAGUGCCUUUUCUCAGUCUGUUUUAGUUAAGAUUGAGGUAUAAUUGACAUGCCUACUCUGUUUUUAUUUUAAAGAUUUUUUUUUUUUUUAAUGUGGACCAUUUUAAAGUCUUUAUUGAAUGUGUUACAGUGUUGCUUCUGUUUUAUGUUUUUUGGUUUUUUUGACCAUGAGGCAUGUGGGAUCUUAGUUCCUUGACCAGGGGUCAAACUUGCACCCCUGCAUUGGAGGGUGAGGUCUUAACGACUAGACCACCAGGGAAGUCCCUGCUUUAAUCAAGAUUUACAAUCAACAUAUGCCCUGAUGGGAAAAUGAACUUAAAUGGUUAUCUUUUUUUAUUGACGUACAAGGUGGUUUAAAGAGCACUUUGACUCAUUCUGCUUGCUGAGAAGUUUUUACACGUGUAUUUUAGGGAGAUAUCAACCUUUAAAUGUAGUGCUGGAUUCAGUGAAUUUGAUAGGCUUUUUGCUUUAGAAUUUGAUGAAUGUAUGAAUUUUUUGGAAGAAUUCAUCAGGAUGUUCUUAACAAGCCAGAUGAAUAAUGGAAUGAUAGAGUAGCAUUAUUUAAGCAAUAUGUUUGCAACUUUGAAGAAUUUCAGAGGUAAAGUACUUUAAAAAGAUAAACCCACGAGUGAGUAAUCAGUUAUAUCUAAGGACGAAACGAGUGUCAUUGCUGUUUUUGGAUGCUAAUUGUUGGAGGUUCUAUUGUCUUGAGUCAAAAAUCCAUGGGCUCUGAAGUUAGACAAAACUGUGUUGAAUCUCAGACCUUCCAGUUGGCUGUAUGUUUUUGGGUUCGUCAUUUUCCCUCCCUGAGCUUUGGUUUCCUGAAUUUGUAAAAUGGCGAAAGCUGUCUUGAAGGGUUAUUUGGAAGAAUAAGUGGAAGAAUGUACUUGGCACAGUGCCUGCAAACAGUGAAUGUAAAGUUCUCUUUUCUCCUUUUAGAAGAUAAUUUCUAGUGCCAUAUAACAAGUGAAAAUGUGUUGUUUAGUACACUUCUUAUUGACAUGGCAGUAAGUCUGUGUGGAAGAUGUGCAUGUGAGCACAGUCUUAGGGUAUCAUUUUGAUUUUCAUUUGCAGUAUAAUUGCUUCUUUCAUAAUUGAUUUGCUUUGAACUAGAAGUUAUAAAAGUACUAAGUUACUAAGUUAUUUUUGGUAAUAAGUACUAAGUUAUUUUCGGUUGCCCACUGCACUGGUAGUUCUGAAAGGGUUAGGGUUAAUUUGAUAACCGCAUGUGUGUAUUAAGAGAGAGGGGUAGAAUCGAACCAGGUUAGCUAUCAUCAUGGGUUUCCUGCAUACCAGGCACCGUGCUUGCAGCUUCUGUGCAUGGAGUCUUUGAAUCCUCACAGCCACCCUGCUGCUGGUGGUUUUAGGCCUCUUUUACAGAUGAGGAAAUUGGGACUUAAAAUGUUGAGUGACUUUAUGUAGCUCGUAAGUAAGAAGACUAGAUUCAUAGCUGAAUCUCCUGAAUCUUCAUUCUCAGAUUCUUUGCCUCUGCCUCGUCCCUCCCCCUCCUCCCAUCUCCCGUCACCAUGAUCAAUAUAGCGGAUAUAUGCAGUGGCUCCAGAAGUUUCCUUAUGCCCUUUAGGAAGGCUUUCCUACCCCAAGAUGCAUAAGUAACUGCAGUGUAUCUGCAGACUGUGUGUGCCUGGGGUCCCAGGAGAAGGUGAUGGGCAGGGGCCAUGAUCCGACUCACCUGCCCUGUCUGCUCUCUGCCUGUCCGCUUCUGCUUCUUUAGAGGUGCUCCUCGAACAUAGCCAAACCCUUGUGACCAUACAUCUCCCUUAGAGCUUCGUUCUUUACAGUCUUUCUGCUUUUGCCCCCAUUGUCAACCAAUCCCUUCUACUCUUUCUACUACAUUCCAGGGGCCAGACAGGAGUAUUUUGGGAGCCCCUACCACCAAGAUCCGCUGGAGAAGGAAAUGGCAACCCACUCCAGUACUCAUGCCUGGAAACUCCCAUGGACUGAGGAGCCUUGUAGGCUACAGUCCAUGGGGUCGCAAAGAGUUGGACACGACUGAGUGACUUCACUUCACUACCACCAAUGAAGUGGCAUUUACAGGUUGGUUCCAGCCCAGGCCAUUUUUUUCCAGAACAACCUCAGGAUACUUUCACUGGCUCUGCCUUGUCCCUUUAUGGUGACACCCUUUAGAAUUCCUGCCACAGGAUAUGUAUUAACUUAACCAUUGUCUCCCAUCAACCCAUCAGAAAAAUAGCUGCCAGGAAGUUACAGAGGCCUUUCUGUGAAGACCGAGUUUGUUUAGAGUUUGGUCAGUGUCCGUGACUGAUGCUGAAAGUCCAGGUGGCACUCUCUGCUUCUCCCUCUCCUGUGCUCCUUCUUCCUCCCCCUCAUCUGCCUUCCACUUCUGCUGUUGAUCCUCCCUGGUGUCUGCUUAGGCCCUCCAAUCACUUGCUUUCCUGUUGCUUGCCUUUGGCCUCUCCUCCCCCACUGCUUCCAGGCUGCAGUUUCAAAAAGCACAAAUCUAACUACAUCAUUUGCCAGUUUAAAAUUUUCCUCGUCUUCCCACUGGAAUGAAGGGUCAGCUCUCUCUGUGGCCCAUGAGGCUCUCUGGGAUUCAGCCACGUGGAAUCAGCUACCUGCCUACACCUAUGUCCUUCCCAUUUUCAUGGCUUUACCCCUGCCAUCACUUCUACACCUUGGCUUGGCUGCCAUUUACAUGUGUGUCAAGCCUCAACCCAGUCUUUAUCACCUGUGCCCUGCGAGACCUCUGUACCCUUCUCAUAGUUCCAUUGUCAGCCUUGUCUCUUAAAAACUCUUCAUGUUGUACUUGUUUCCUCUCUGGACUCUGUAAUCUUCGUGGGCAGGGUCUGUUCUGUUCAGGCCUUAUACCCAGUGUUUGGCACACUGUCCCUGGACUGUAUUAGUAUCAGAGCAGAGCAUUAGUAAAUGCGUGCUGAACUAAGCUAACCUGUACCUUUCUUUGAGGGGUUUUGCAUCAUUUGAAAUCUGCUUCAUUUGUGGUCAUCUUUAAAUGCCCUCAACAAGAGUGCUCUGAGCUUGCUUGGACCUCCUUCUAGUCCCUCCUAAUCCCUAUGAGGCUGUAGAAGCAGCAUCUGGUAGUGUAACAGUGCCCAUAGCCUUCCCACGCACUUUACAUUCUGCACUGGUUUCCCACCCUCCAGACUUUGGAGGUAGAUAGGCUCGAUGUGAACAUGGCUCCUUUGUACCUUUGUUGAGACCCAAGGAACAAACCCACUCCGUUCCCCGCCUCCCCUCUAUUCUGGUGAUAGCCCUUGCAGUAUCUGCAGGAAUUUAUUGGCAGAAUUAUCACUGACCGCAUUGUUUUAUGGAGAGAGAGAGAGAGGUAUUACUAAGAUCUUAUUGCUACCUGGGGCAGCUUGGUUUUCAUUCGAAGGAUUGUUGAACAUAUUUCUCACUUUUUCUUUAAACCUAGUCUUCCCCCCACUCCUCUGAUUAUAUUUGAUUCGGUGCAGCCUUGGAAAUGUAUAUUUGUAUACACAUAUGCUGUGAAUGCUGAUUUCCUCUCCUUGUGGAAAGCAGUAUGUUCCCAUCUCUCUUGGUCCUUUUCCCUCUGGAAGCCUAGGUGUUUUUCCUUCCAUUCGCUUGUCUCAGAAUCCAGCAGAGCCUCUUGCCCACCAUCUUUUUUCCUGUGGUGGGAUAGGAAGACAUAGGCUUUGGUGAUGCCAGACAACUUGGCACGGAUCCCUGAAUCCCACUUAUACAGAGCUGUGUGCCUUCAGUGGCCAUCCAGGUGGCUCAGUAGUAAAGAAUCUACCUGCAGUGCAGGAGAUGCAGGAGACGUGGGUUUGAUCCCUGGGUCAGGAAGAUCCCCUAGAGAAGGAAAUGGCAACCCACUCCAGCAUUCUUGCCUGGAGAAAUCCCAUGGACAGAAGAGCCUGGUGGGCUGCAGUCCAUGGGGUCUAAGAGAGUUGGACACGACUAAGCAUGCAUGUGUGCUCUGAAUGCACCAGCUACCCUUCCUUGUGCCUCCAUUUCCUCUGCAGUACAGGCGGAAAUGAUGAGGAUUAAAUAAGGUAACAUAAGUGUUUGGCUAAGACCCAGGGAUGUGGUGGGUGCCCAUGUUAGUUCUGUCACAGCCUCGUCUUUUUCCUUCUGCCCUUGAACUUGGCACCAAUUCUGUUUAUAAAAUCUGUUUGUUAGGGCAUUCCCGUCCCUUUUUUCCUCCCAGCAGCCCCUGGGCAGAGGCAUUGUCCCUAUUCUUCCGACUGGCCCUUGUGGCUCAGAGAGAGUUGAGCUCUGUCUUCAUUAGUAACCCAGUUCUCCCAGGCUUCUCUCGUCUUUCUUUGGCCCACUGUAGUUGCGCAGCCUUGCACAUCUCUCCUAGCCUGAGCCAUGCUCAGACUUCUGCGCCAUUCAGUGAUCUGGGGCAGACCAAGUUGGCAGGGACUUGGCUGGCAGGUCCUUGAAUACGAACUCCCCUUCCCAUCUCAGGCAAAAUCCUUUUAAAUCACUCGUGAAUCCCCAGCAGGCUUGCCCUUCAUAUUUGCAUCACACAGUUCUUGGAUGCCACAAGGAAAGAAAUGGCAGCACCAUCUAGGCCUUAAAGACACGGUCACUAAAUCAGUCCCCACUCUGGGCACCCUCAGCACCAGCUGCAACUCAGUUUCGCCAAACAGUUCAGAUGUUUAUGCAGGCAGACCGUGUCUACCCAAACAGCUCAAGCUGAAAACAAAACUCAGACACUUUUGCUUUUAUCACACAGUCCAGUCUGAAAAAAAUUAACCUUUUCCACUAUAAAGUAUGUGGCUAUACAGGGGGAUACAUCAGGCCUGUUACAGGUACAGGAAGCACACUGCUUUUGGGGGACCAGUUUUAAACACUUUUUUGAGCUCUUUAAAUUUUAUUCAACCGUCAGCCAUGAAUGACUCCUUCAGGCCACAUCAGUGGCAUAGUCAGAACCUCAGCUUUUCAGUAGGCCACUGCAGAAUGUCCCGCCCAAACCUCUUCCUCUUGUUUGUUUGACUGUUUUUGAAUGCUCUUGCUCCCUGGUCCUCAGUUUGGACUUAGGAAGUUAGGGAAUUCCUCCAUUUUGUAUUGAUUUUUUUUUUUUUUUGAUCUUUGUUUCAUAAUCAAUUUCAUGUUUUAGUUUUGGCAGAGCUGUGAAUGCAUUUGAAGUCAGUGUUUGAUUUUUUCAUUUGUUGAUAUUCACACCAAGCGUUGUGCUAGCUGCUGGGAUUGAAACGGCAUGCUUUUGGUCCUCUUUUUAGAGAGUCCAGACUCUUGUCACACCCAGAGUUUUAUCUGUUCUGCUGCGAUCAUCAGAGAAAUAGCAUUUUUUACUGUUUCAAGUCAAAGCGACAAAAGAUUAUGCAGAUUUUCCAAGAUGGCGUUUGGACUGCUUCAGUUCUUACUGAGUAAAAUCGUUACUUUUUAGUAAAGGAGCAGACUGUUAUGAACUAAAUGGUCCUUGUAGAUUUAAUAGCAAAUAGGAAAAUUGAUGAAAAUUGUGGGAGAGUUCAGCUGUGAUGCCACCCACAUCCUUGUUCCCCUCAGGCAAAGGCAGGAGAGCCACUGCCCCGGCUCUUGGUGUGACAGGGGCACAGAAGGCAAGGGGCACCUCCGAAAUGCUCUGGAAACAAGAGCGCCAGGGAGUGCCAUUCGUUAUGAAAAAGGCUGAGUGUUUCUCUUUUUUUCAACCUGCUUAACAUUUGCACCUCAGCCACAUAAAUGGAAUGUAUUUUCCAGGAAAUAACCAGUUUUAUUUUAACUUCUUUAAAAAUUUUUAGUUACAAAUCUGUUGUUUCAAAUGACUUGCGUUUUCAGAUUCUGCAUCUGUAUCUAAAAUAGUAGGUUGGGUUUUCACUCAGAUGCAUAUUUAGGACUUUGCCUGCCCCCAGCAUAAGUAAAGCACUGUUCAUAAUGCACAACAGUAGCAUGUCGAGGAUUUAUUUAAAGAGUAUUAAUUUGAUGCUGAACUGUCCAGGGUGCCCAUUGGCUAGAUCCCCUACAUUUCACUCUGGUGACAUUCCCAAUCUAAAAAUCACUUAAGUGAGAAGAGAUCUGACUGGUGCUGUAGACAAGAAGAAUGUGGAAAAGUUUCUUGGCAGUACUAUUUUGGACCUGUACCACUGUGGAUGCCGAGGUAAUCUAUCAGUUUGUGAGUGUCUACAAAACGCAACUCUCUAGAUAACAGGUUUAAAGUAAAGAUUUAAUACAGUCUCCAUCUCCUCUGAUGUUGCAGUGACAGUUUAAAACUCAUUCUCUAAAUCUCAGCAGACUUUAUAGCUAGCAGUGGGCCAAUAGAAAGUUUAAUAGCGUUACAAGCCAUAAAUCAUCUUUUAAGGAUGCUACUGGUAGCUCCAGUAUUAAAUGCAGACAAUCGCCUGUGUUAUAAAUAAUUUAUCAAACACCAUUUCAGAUUAGCCUUCCAUGCUGAGUUAUUUAUUUUAGCCUUUUCUGUACGAUUCCUAAGGCACUUUUCGAAAGAGGCAUUACUGGUCAGUUUAAUGAACUUGGGGGUCUGUUUUGUCCCCUCAAGCGCCCGGGUGCAGCUGUGGUGACCAUUACAUGGCCGAUGCGGACCUCUUUGUGCCUUUUACAAGUGCUGCCCAUUUGUCAUGGAGCGGUAAAUGGAGCUGCACAUGGGAGUCCAGGGACACAUUGUGCGGUGCAGUGAUGGAGACAAACAGAUCGCUCCAUAAAGUGCUGCUGUCACAGCCGGCUUGUGCUGCGGCACAUCGCUCUUGCUGUGAUCUCAUUUAAGAAGCAGGGGUGGCCCGGGGGACUGAUAUUCCCAGUUAGUUUGGUCUUUGUAGCCAUAAAGCAGGAAGCGCUCCUUUUAUAUUCUCUGAACUUUUAGGGAGUGUGCUUUUUGCUUGGAGUAAUUAUUAUAGGAACUUCUCCACUGCACUGUGUGAAGGGUUGCCAGCAGGUUUGUUUGGACCUCCUUCUCCUGGCCUGGUGUUUGGUACAGGCAGUCACUCCUUGGAGAUAAAUGAUGUCCCUUGGAGCCCUCUGGCUUGCUGGAUUAAAUAAGUUACCAGUUUUUAAGCAAUAGCCAUGUGCCAGACCCAUGAUUCUUUCAGUAAUCAUGUGAUAAAUCUUAAGUUAUCAUCUAUAUUUCAGAGGAGGAGAGUGAACUCAGGUGAAAUGACUUGCUCAAGGGUGCACAGCAAUAAGUAAGUAGGAGGCUGGAGACUGAAACACAUUCUGACACAUUCUGUCUGCCUCCAACCCUGCCUGAUGACCUUGAACCUGGGUUGCUCAUCUAACUUUUGAGCACUGGGAUCAUGAUGAUGAUCUUUUGGCUGAGCAGUUCAAAGUAAAAGGAAGCUGGCGUUGGCCUGCAGAGCCUUUUUUGAGGGGGAGGUUUAGUCGGGGGAGGUAGCCUGGAUGAGUCCGGCUGCUCUGCGUACACACUGAAUCCAAGUUCCCCUGUGACUAGCAAUGUAAAUCCACAAGCAGCUGGCCAGGGGAGGCUGCUGGCCCGGCAGUGGGAGAGCGCCUCACCCCGGGCCUUACCAGCUGGGGUCACAGCCCGUGUGUAGCAGCUGUCCCCAAGUGCAUGCUCCCUAGAACUCUGGUCCCUUCGCCACUUCCAGAAAAGUGAGGUGGUUUCCUCAUGAAGAAUGAAUCCUAAGGGAAGAAACAAUGCUUCUGCACUUACUGUGACCCAGACACAGAUAAAAAUGUGUUUUCCCUACCUCUUGCUUUUAGUCUGUGUUUUUCUCAAUAGCUUUUUUCUCUAGGUUUUUCUCAAUAGCUUCCCUAAAUAUUUGGUAGCACGUGUUAAAGACAAGACUUGUUUAAUUGUGAAAAUCCACUAUAAAGAAAACACAGUAUGAAUAUGCCCAGUAGCAUAUUUGCAUAUGUGUCUAGAAUUCUGGGUAUGGAGAUACUAUGGUAAAAGACCAUAUUUGUCAUAAGAUACAGUUCCUGGAACAUAGUAGGUGUCUGCAAAUAUUUGUUGAAGGCAUUAACUAUGUAAAUAAUGGGCAGACAGAAAAGCCUUGGUAAUUUUCACCCUAUUUGUCUUUUGAGGGUUUUUGGUGGAGGUGAGGAAUAUAUAAAAUAAGACUUUGGAUCUUAAUGUUCAUCUCUGCCAUAUCACCUUGUAGAAAUGUUUAGGUGGUGGCCUGUGGGCAGUGCUUUCCCCACUAUGGAAGUGACCAUCAGAGGGUCUGCGAGUUGGCUCAAUGAGAAAUUGGCAACCACCAUCUUUCUCUUGGGCUUCCCUGGUAGCUCAGCUGGUAAAGAAUCCGCCAGCAAUGCAGGAGACCCUGGUUUGAUUCCUGGGUUGGGAAGAUCCCCUGGAGAAGGGAAUGGCUACCCACUCCAGUAUUCUGGCCUAGAGAAUUCCAUGGAUUAUAUAGUCCAUGGGUUUGCGAAAAGUCGGACACAACUGAGCGACUUUUACUUUUCAUCUUUCUCUUAUACUUACUCAGGUUCUGAAGAUCUUUGCUGAUGAGGAAUGACACCCUGAAUCAAGGGGCUGCUGUCCGUUCCCAACUCGCUCAGGAGCCACAGCUCACAGCUGAGACAGGUUAUCUAUGAGCUGGUGGUGGUAUGGCCUUCUGGCCCUAGAGCCCAGGGUCCUGUUUUAAUUAUUUGUGUGACCUUGGGCAGGUCAUUGGCUCUCUCUCUGCCUUGGUUUCUGACAAUACCGACCUCAGAAGAUAGUUAAGGGUAGGGGUAGAAAUGACGGUGAUCAUCAAAGUCUACCUCAGUACUUGACACACUAUAGUAGGUGCUUUAACAUUUUCAGUCCUGUGUGUAUGAGAGGUGGGUAGGACUACAGAAAGGAAAAAAAAAUCAGAGACUUGAGGUAUUUCCUUUUUUAAUGAAUUGUCUUUCCUAGAAUUUGAAGGGGUGGUAGUGGGAGGAAUUUAAAAGGUUUAUUUCCCCAAUUUUUAAAAGCAUUUUAUGAGUAACUACUUUUAUGAGUAACUCAGGUUGUAUGUAAUAUAUUUUGUAUUAAUUUUUAAGUUUAAAAAUUUUUAAGUUUUGUAAGUUCAUAUACUCACAUUAAAGAAUAUUUG